AUUCACAUCAAUGGCACAUUUUCUGCAAAGAGGCGACAUUCAGGUUGAAGUAUGCCUGGAGUCAUUUGAUUGCACUGAUAGUGAGGGGCAAGACUCUCCAGUGCUUUUAGACACUAGCUCAGGCGAGAUUUGAGCAGAGGACAUGACAGUCAGCAAUGAAAUAUCGGUGAAUAUGAACCAACUUUCUGUAAUAUCGAUCGAUUCCCAGCUUAACCUCUGAACCCAACGCGAAAAUGGACAGCUCAAGAAGUUGUUAGGAAGACUGGACCUCUCUGAUCACUUUACAAUCAAAUAAGCUGACUCUAAAGGACGUAGAGAUCUUUGACUUCAUGAACAAAGAGUUGAGGGAGCAUUUCAGUCUCUCACUUUGCACUAUUCAUCUGGCAUUUACGGUCUAUCUCCAAUUUUUAGAGAAGGUUAGAUGUUCACCUAUUCCAACAGCAAUCAGCUGCUUGCUGUGAGCGGCUAAAUUUAACGAGUCACAGUAUAAUGUGCCUUACAUCGAGGAAAUAAUUAAAUUUGUACCUCGAGAAGACAAAGUCAGUCAAAAUAUUAUAGAGAGACAAGAGAUUAUGGUCUUAAUCGAGAAUGACUGGAACUUACUACAAACAACUCUUUGGAAAUCCCUUCAGUACCUUAUUGCAAGCAAGAAGGAGCUGGAGAAAUGCCAGCACCUUCUUGAGAGCGAAGUUCACAAAGGAAAAGUCUUCGCAGUUCCUAAGAGGUUUGGCUCACUAGAAGAAAUUUACAAACGCGAGAAUAGCGUUGCUGAUAUUGGUCUUUUAGGUGCAAAAUCUGAGAUUGAAAUUGUGAGGAAAAAGUAUCAUAAGAAGCAGUCCAAGUCGUUCUAUAAUAUUGACGAGAAUUUCAAAUGCUCAAAUGAAGGAACCAAGAAGAGUUCGAACUUUUUAGAAGUGCCUAAGAAGUCAAAGAAGAAGAGAAGAAAGGGAAAUAAGUGUAAAUAAACUAAAGAUGUCUCGCAUUCGUAAGAUUAGCGAAGGUCUUUCAGAUAUCCUAAGGAUUUACGAAUCCACAGAUUCUGAAAAUACAAAAUCCAACAUCUCUAAUACAGAGGGAUCUACUUUCAAUGACAGUAUCUCUACAAUCUCAGACAAUUGCAGAUCAGUUUCCCAAACCGGACACUUAAUGCAGUCUGAGAGAGACCUCACGGACGGGUUGCCUAACGAGUCUUCCGAAGAAGUAAUCGAAAUCAUCCAGCUUCCCAGAUCAUAGCCCUAUCUACCCUAUUUAAC
This is a messenger RNA of Moneuplotes crassus, 1253 nucleotides long. NCBI's taxonomy places the organism in Eukaryota, Ciliophora, Spirotrichea, Euplotida, Euplotidae. The record is from the annotation of a GenBank genome assembly.